AUGUCAAAUGGAAGUUGGUUUGUUUUCGAUGAAUUUGUUAUGGGUGGUGGCAUGAUGUGUCAACGCUGUACACAACCAAAUCUACAAUUGCCUGGAGGAGUCGAAUUGGAUGGUUCUAGACUAUUUCGUAAUCGAAUGUAUUCUCAACAUGGAGUCAUUCUUCCAGUUCAACGAGAGAAACAUUCUGCAGAAGGUCGAAAGCGACAUGAUACACUUCGUGCUUAUGUAAUUAAUAAUAAACGCUUCACCAAAACCGACAGAAAAGAAAUAAAUGCUGCGAUAGAUGAAAUUAACAAUUACACUAUUGCACAUCAAAAUGAAAACAUAAGUACUAUCAACAAAUUAGAUUGGCCACUUGUCAAGGUCUCAUAUAUAGAUUACGGUUCAAUCAAAGGUCAAAAAAAGAAAUCAUCUCGAUUCAAUGCAACUCCAAUAGAUGCUAGACUACCAACGUAUGAAUUGAUAGAAACUUAUUUUACGGCUCAGUUACGAUUAUUGCGAACUAUGGAUAUUCAUAUUAUAGGACCUGGUACAGGUGCAAUGUAUCAAACAUUUUUAUCGGAUGGAUCAGUUGUUAUUAAUGUCGGUGGUUUAAUACCGUUGAGAUCAGAAGAUCAAAAUAUAACGUAUACAGGAUAUAUGGAACAGUACAUGGCAUCUGGUGCACCCUAUCUCAAAGCUCUCUAUUAUCCGAUUAAUGAAAGGCCAAAAGGAAUAAAAAGAGAAGAAUUAGUAAAACUCAUUCGAAAAGCAGCCAAACUUAUCAUGAAUGGCUUUUCUAUACCAGUAAAUUCAAUAGAAAACUUGGCACCAGAUGGACAAUUAUUUAUUGAAAUGUGUAAAAGAGAUAAAAAAUUUUGCGAACUUGUUACAGCAAGAGCACCAGGUACUGAUUUUGGUUGUUAUCAUUUUUGGGUAGAAGAACUUAUUCACGAACGUGGACCUUGGAGAGAACAAGUGAGUACUCAUGGUAUUAGAAAAACUCGAUGUUCAUACAAUCUUACAUUGAUGCGGGAAUUGAGAGACAAAUAUGGCAUUCGUCAUUAUGAGAUAAGUGUUAAUCAAUCGAAAAUCUCUGGUUAA
Messenger RNA from Rotaria sordida, 1083 nucleotides. NCBI's taxonomy places the organism in Eukaryota, Metazoa, Rotifera, Eurotatoria, Philodinida, Philodinidae. The record is from the annotation of a GenBank genome assembly.